Etheostoma cragini (Arkansas darter) is the source of this 2219-nucleotide messenger RNA. RefSeq names its product sulfite oxidase (gene suox). The transcript has 5 exons. Bases 129 to 1844 code for a protein of 571 amino acids. Gene Ontology annotation, cellular component: mitochondrion. Gene Ontology annotation, molecular function: oxidoreductase activity; molybdenum ion binding; heme binding. The record is from RefSeq and is a predicted model, not a curated record. NCBI's taxonomy places the organism in Eukaryota, Metazoa, Chordata, Actinopteri, Perciformes, Percidae.
UGCCACAUGACCAACUGUCUUGAACCCCCCUCUGUCAGUUGUUGAAAGCUGUGCAAUUUGUUUCGGUUGUGAAUUGUGGCGAGCAUAUGAGUACAAGCAGGCGACUGACGACAUAAAACAUCAGUGCAAUGCUGCUCCUCAGACGCUGCCACACCCUGACUCGAUUUGGCCCUCUCAACACUCAAAGGCAUCAAGUGGCACCUGCUGUGGCGUCCUGUGCAGUUCGUCUCUGGAGCAGCAGCAGUGAGGACCAGAGAUGGUACCAGCGUGCACAUAGGCCCAGCUGGAGACAUGCAUUGGCUGGACUGCUGGCUGGUACCGGGGCUGUACUGGCUUAUGGACUCCACCACCACAAGGCUGAGCAGGAAGAGACAGUGCAAACCAUAGAGAAGACCUCAGCUCUUCCAGUCUUCAGCCAGGAAGAGGUCACCAGUCACCGCACUCUGGAAGAUGGCGUGUGGGUCACCUACAAAGGUGGAGUCUAUGACAUCACUGAGUUUGUGGCCAUGCACCCUGGUGGGGAUAAAAUCUUGCUGGCGGCAGGUGGAGCCCUUGAACCCUUCUGGGCGCUGUAUGCUGUACACAAGCAGGAACAUGUGCUGGAAAUGCUCUCAGAGUAUAAGGUUGGUGAGCUGAGGGCGGACGACCUGAAGAAGCAGCAGGCCGUUCACACGUUGGACCCCUACUCCUCUGACCCCGAGCGUCACCCCGUCCUGCGCAUCAAUAACCUCAAGCCCUUCAAUGCUGAGCCGCCUCCUGAAAUCCUCUCUGACAGCUUCAUCACCCCCUCUGCCAUCUUCUUCAAAAGAAACCACCUGCCAGUUCCUCGAGUGGACCCCGCUUCAUAUCAGCUGCACAUAGAAGGACUACCUACAGUGCUGACGCUGUCUUUAGAAGACUUAAAGACUCGAUUCCCCAAACACACUGUCACGGCCACGUUGCAAUGUGCCGGUAACCGCCGCUCUGAGAUGAAUCGGGUCAAGCAGGUGAAAGGACUGAACUGGGGCAUUGCUGCGAUCAGUAAUGCUACAUGGAGCGGUGCGAGGCUCAGGGAUGUGUUGCUGGCUGCUGGCUACAGCCCCGAUGUGGCCCAGCGGGCUUUCCAUGUUCAGUUUGAAGGGCUGGACAAAGAAGUGACUGGGACUACGUACGGUGCCUCCAUCCCUCUAAACAAGGCCGUUAGCGAGGAAGGUGAUGUGUUGCUGGCGUAUGAAAUGAAUGGCGAGGAUCUCCCUGCUGACCACGGCUACCCUGUGCGCGUUGUGGUUCCAGGCACGGUGGGUGCACGCAAUGUUAAGUGGCUGGGGAAGAUCAUUGUGAGUGCGGAAGAAAGCAGCAGCCACUGGCAGCAGAAUGACUACAAGGGUUUCUCCCCCGGGACGGACUGGGACACGGUGGACUUCAAGUCUGCUCCGGCCAUCCAAGAGCUGCCCAUUCAGUCAGCCAUCACCACACCGGCAGACGGUGCUGUGAUCGAUCGCAGUUUGGAAGAGGUGACGGUGAAGGGUUACGCCUGGAGUGGCGGAGGCAGAGAGGUGGUGCGUGUAGAUGUUUCUAUAGAUGGAGGAAAGACGUGGCAGGUGGCCCAGCUGAGGAGCAGUGAGAAGGGACAAGCACCUGAACCCUCUCCCCCACCGGGACGAGCCUGGGCCUGGAAGCUGUGGGAGCUAACGGCUCCUCUUCCUCCUGAGGCUCAGGAGUUGGAGAUAGUUUGCAAGGCGGUUGACAACAGUUACAACAUGCAGCCGGACACAGUUCCUCCCAUCUGGAAUCUGAGGGGCGUGCUGAGCAACGCCUGGCACAGAGUGAAGGUGAACAUCAGAGAGGAUCAGAGCGAGGAAUAGACUCAGUGGUUUGAUCCAAAUUCAACAGGUUUAUGCCUGACACCAAGUCAUCAGAGACUAGACAUUGUUUAAAAUCUGUCACUGAGACUAAGCAGAAAAUACAGCAGGAUGUUAAGCAAACAUGUUGGCUGUAAGAUUUAAGAUACCUAGAACAAAGCUAAAGGAUGUAAAUAACCAAAAUAUGUCCAAUUUUAUCUUGUGAUGAUUCACCUACGCUACAUGUCUGUUAAUUUUCUAAUUUGUAGAAAAGAGAAAAUUAUUUUUGUAAUCGGGAUCGACAAUCCUAAUGCUGAAGAUGUGGACGUCAUAUUAAAAACUGUUGAAUUAAUUGUGUUAUUAACAUGCAUCGUAAUUUAAAAACUUAAUUUGAAGUCA